AUGUCUGAAAUAGAAAAGAAGAAACUUCUCUGGCCUCCAUGGCUGAGCCCUUUGCUUCACACCAACUUCUUCUCUCCUUGCAGCUUCCACACUGGCUUGAGCAGGAAUGAGUGCAAUAUGUACUGUCUUGAUUGCACUAAUGGCGCCCUUUGCUCUUCUUGCCUCAUCAACCAUUAUGAUCAUAGAAUCAUUCAGAUAAGGAGAUCAUCAUAUCAUGAUGUGAUCCGAGUUGCAGAGAUUCAGAGCUUAGUUGACAUUUCUGGAAUUCAGACUUAUGUUAUAAAUGGAGCAAAGGUUGUAUUUUUGAACGAGAGAUUGCAGCCAAGGAUGGGGAAGGCAGUGGCAACAAAUGCUUGUAGAAACUGCAAAAGAAGCCUCCUCGAAGCCUUCGAUUUCUGCUCUUUGGGCUGUAAGUUGGCUGUAACCACUUCAUCUCCUUCUUCAAUAUCAAAACCUCUGAAGCUUCAUUCUGGUCCCAGAAAAGCUGGCAUUAAUGAGGAAUCAAAGUACUUCUUUUCCAAUAUUUCAUUUGAUUGCAUCUCACCAACAGCACAGACUCCAUUGAUUAAGAUGAAUCGAAUCAAACGAAGAAAGGGGAUUCCAAGGAGAGCUCCUAUGGGAGUUUAUUCAUGA
This is a messenger RNA of Dendrobium catenatum, 633 nucleotides long. RefSeq lists its product as uncharacterized. The record is from RefSeq and is a predicted model, not a curated record. Bases 1 to 633 code for a protein of 210 amino acids. Lineage: Eukaryota; Viridiplantae; Streptophyta; Magnoliopsida; Asparagales; Orchidaceae. The transcript has 3 exons.